CCUCGCCCUCUCUCUGUUCACCAAAAAUCCCAGAUUUCGGAUAUGCUCAUUUUCCUCAAUCGUUUCGUUUCCUUUCUCUCUCACUAUUCUUUCUAGACAAUCAAUCAUCUAGGGGUUUUCUCUUCUUUUGUUCAUCCAUCAUCCUGCAUGUUUGCUUUUUUAGAUAAGAAAUUACACUCUGAUAUGUAUUUUAUGAUCCGUUAGAUUUGUGGUAUCACAAUUGCCCCCCUUUUCUCUGUUUAAAGCUUUGUCUUUUGAUUCAUUAUACUCAUCCUACUUAAAUGAUUUUGGGGUUUGACCCUUUUUGAGGAAGCUUUUUGUAUUGGUUGGUUUGUCCGUUAUGGUUUACUUGCUCUUACUGUGUUUAGUGGUCUUUGUUGCAGCAAAGCAGGUAUGGACUCAGCCAAUUAUCAAUGGCACACCUCCUACUCCUAGGGACAGUCACAGCUGUACAACCGUCGGAGACAACUUGUUUGUGUUUGGUGGUACUGAUGGAAUAAAACCUCUCAACGAUUUGCACAUUCUAGAUACUUCUUCACAUACUUGGAGAUGCCCGAGUGUUAGGGGAGAGGGACCUGAGGCAAGAGAAGGUCAUAGCGCUACGUUGGUUGGUAAAAGGCUGUUUGUCUUUGGUGGCUGUGGGAAAUCUUCUGAUAUUAAUGACGAAAUCUAUUAUAAUGACCUUUACGUACUUAAUACAGAGACUUUUGUGUGGAAACGUGCUGUUACAAUGGGGAAUCCUCCAUCUGCGCGGGAUAGCCACUCUUGCUCAUCGUGGAAAAACAAAAUUGUUGUAAUAGGUGGUGAAGAUGGACAUGACUACUAUCUGUCUGAUGUUCAUAUCCUUGAUACAGAUACACUCAUAUGGAAGGAGCUGAAUACUUCAGGGCAGUUGUUGACACCUCGAGCUGGUCAUGUUUCUGUUUCACUUGGGAGGACCUUUUUUGUGUUUGGAGGGUUUACGGAUGCUCAGAAUCUUUACGAUGACCUCUAUGUGCUUGAUGUCGAGACGUGUGUAUGGUCCAAGGUCCUCACCAUGGGAGAAGGUCCAUCUGCUAGGUUCUCUUCUGCAGGGGCUUGUCUAGAUCCUCACAAAGCUGGUUUUCUUGUUAUUGUUGGUGGCUGCAAUAAGAAUCUCGAGGCAUUGGAUGACAUGUUCUACUUACACACAGGUCUUGGCUACGAUGCUAGAUUUGAUCAGAAUGUAGGGAGGUUGUCUUUAAAGAAGCAACUGAAGAUGAAAUGCCAAGAACAAAGUAAUGCAAGUUCCUUAUACGAUCAAUCACUUGUGAGAAUCAAUGUGGAUCAUCAAGGAAGAGGGAAUUUUGGUGUGAACUCGGGCCAAUUUAAUGAAGGAAAGAUGAUGUUUCAAGCCCGGAUAACUGAGAAUUACCAAGUUGGUUACACUAUAGAAACUAUGAUUGAUGGAAAACUGCUUCGUGGUGUUUUGUUUUCAAACAAGCAUAGCUCCGUUCUGGCGACCGAUCAAAGCUUUAGUAGAAAGAGGCCAGCUAUGUCGAACGGCGAUCAGGACAACAGAUCAAAGAUAUCAAGAACUUUGAUCCAGGAUCAAGCUGAUGCUAUGGAAACCAAAGUUUCUCCAUCAAACGGCUUGGAGGCUGGUAUUGAUAACAUCAGCAACCCUCCGGAUGUUACUGUAAACACGUUGGCAGUGGCACCACAUGCAACAGAAAUGGCUAUUGUUUCAUUUGAUGCCAAGAACCAAGUUGCAACUCAACCCGAUAUGGGAACUGUAGAUACAGCUCCAUCAUCAGUUCCUCAGGCAGAUGAAGCAUCUUUAGAAUCUAGAAAUGCGAUAACGAUAGAAGAUAGAGUAAUCAAGACCGGACCUGGAGAGUCAUAGCUACAAAAACAAAGAUGAGAGAUUCCCCGCUAUAGACUGAGGAACAACAGCAUGAACAGCAUCAUUUUAUUGUCCUGUAUAUUAGUCUGGAGAUAGGGUGGGUUUAAUUUAGAAUCUAAGUUAGAUUAUCGUGGUGACUGAAGGAUGCUGAGGAGCUAAUUCUGAGCUAGGUUUCUUUUGUUUUCUUUUUCUUCUUCACUGCAAUUCUCGGCUUUUUUGUUUUGUUUAAUUCAACUUGCUAGCAAUGUUAUGCUUCCUCCCUCACAGUUUUUUUGCACAUUGAACUCGCUUAGAUAAAAUUUUAGAAUCUGGAGUCAUUCUUGUAAACUCAGGUUUUACCCUUGAUCAUUUUGUGGUUUUUAGUCAAACCGAAAUGGUUCAUUUCGUUUAUCCAUUAUUUAUCUCUA
Messenger RNA from Camelina sativa (false flax), 2271 nucleotides. Lineage: Eukaryota; Viridiplantae; Streptophyta; Magnoliopsida; Brassicales; Brassicaceae. The record is from RefSeq and is a predicted model, not a curated record.